Molecule: messenger RNA, 2308 nt
Organism: Nerophis ophidion (straightnose pipefish)
Lineage: Eukaryota; Metazoa; Chordata; Actinopteri; Syngnathiformes; Syngnathidae
Gene: fkbpl
Product: FKBP prolyl isomerase like
Exons: 4
Coding region: 174-1223 (349 amino acids)
Molecular function (GO): protein binding
Source: RefSeq, a predicted model, not a curated record
CGCCUUUAGAUGGCAGUAUUGUACGAUAAUAACUGCCACCAGAAAGAAGCAGCGAAGAAGAGAUAACAACCACAGAAGAAGAAAAUCCACAGCUGUAGUCUAUCGCCGGUUGAUGGGAUAACUGAUAUUGAACAAAUAUAUCUUUUGAAUUGGUAUAUCUUCUGACUGAGGAGAUGGAUGUAGCAGAUGGUGAUGAUCAAGAUGGCGUUGCAAACACCUGCUGGGUGUCAGUGUGUCCCAAAGGCCUUUGGAUGGUCCAGAAGAAGCAAAUCCAGUCUGGAAGUCAACAUAAAGUUUGUGAUCCUGGAAAAGUGUUGUCGUCUGGCUACAAACCGAGAAUAGGCUCACUCUGCCGUGUUCGUGUGCGCCUCAAAGCGGACAUGAAUGAUGCGAGACAUUUGGUAAAAGGAGAUGAGCCCGACCAAGGAGACCGACAUGAUGCUGCAGAUUCCCCAAGGUGUCAGGACUCAGUGCUGCAGGUCAUGCUAGGUGACUUGACCACACUGCGACUUGGGGAAGGUCAUUGUGAUGUCACAGAAGCCUGUGUGGAGAGCAUGAACGCUGGGGAGACAUGUGAGAUACGCCUGACUCCGGUAAAUGGAGCUGAUAUGUUGAACUCUCAGCCUGCGGAGGAAAUAUGUGCCACAGUGGAGCUCCAAGCUUUCACACCAGGAAAGGAAUUCUGGCAGAUGCCACCUGGUGAAAAAUGGGAGUGGGCGAUGUCCCAUAAGGAGAGAGGUGGGGAGAGAUUCAGAAGUGGGGAUGUGUGGGGAGGAGCAGACAGCUACAGUCGUGCCCUCAAACUGGUCAUCGCCCUCUUUGGGUGUGAGGUGGACAGAAAAGGGGACGACAUACAAGAAGAAAAAGUUACAGACACGGAAGAUCAAACACAACUUCCUACAGUAAAUCAGCUCCAAAGCACAAAGGCCGAACUCCACUCAAACUUGUCCUUGUGUCAGCUCAAACUGAAGCAGCCAGCGCGCGCCAAGGAAAGUGCCACUAAGGCUACACAGCUGCAACCAGGUGGGGCUAAAGCGUGGUAUCGACUAGGCCAAGCCUGCCAGAUGUUGAAUGAGCUAGAGGAGGCCCGAAUGGCAUUCAGACAACUGCUAAAGCUGCAGCCAGAAUCCACAGCUGCUGUGAAAGCGCUUCAAGAAGUUGUGAGUAGAGAAAAGCAGACAAAUGCACAAUUAGGAAGGAGACUCAGUAAAAUGUUUAGCUAGGUGAAAUGUCUUAUCACGAGUAUGGUAAUCACACUUUUGUUUUAAUUGUGUCAAUCGCAGAUGCUCUAUUGUCUCCUCCAGGUACACAGUUCUGGCUAUAAAUACCUCAUAAUUAUCUCUAAACACCGCUUACUAUAAUUAAUGCAAUUGAUAAAAAAUCCUUCUGCAUUGACACAAAGCUAUAAAGAUGUUUUUUUGUUGUUUUUAUUAGAACAACCUUUUCAGGAUCUUAUGGAAUCUGCAGCUGUACUAUGAUCUCUGAAGUGGCACUUGCGUUGCAACUUCUUAAAGCCCACUUCUUGUGAGUAUGUGUAAUUACCUGUUUUUAUAACAUUGCACUUUGCUGAUGCUUUUUAGUUGCUGCAAUACAGAGACUUUGACGACUGUUUCGUUUGGAUGUUGUUGGGGCAUCAAAGUAAUUAAAAGUAAAAAUGUGUGCUUUCAAAUGAUGAAUUUGUUUAAAUCAGAUUAAUCAAUUUUUUAUCUCCUUGCAUAAUUUAAAUUUACCUUUUGAAAAUGAGCUCAGUAUUUGGACAAAAAUGCUCUUUUAUUGUCCAAAUGUCAUACAGGAACAUUUUUAAAUGGUAAUUGCAAUGCACAUUUCCUUGCUCCAAAUUUUGCAGGUUUUAUUUAAUGUCCAGACGAGAGUGUUUUUAAGUGAAAUCUAAAAGUUUGCUCACUUAUCUUUGCACUGACAUGCAUACCUGCUGUAUCAGACCAUAAAACCAGGAGAAUGUACGCUCAAAUUAAAUUGUGAUUAAUCUGCAUGUAUACCUGAAUAACGCGAUACAUUUUUGCAUGACUCAACUCGUUAUUGACAGCUGUGGUAAAAAUGUCUUGCUUGCGGCCAACAACUCAAUUUCGCUCUAACAAAUGGUCAAGUAGCAGUGUACUAUUACAAAAUAAUCUCAGCUACAAUCGGGUGGAAGGCGGGGUUACACCCUGGACAAGUCGCCAUCUCAUCUCAGUGUACCGGUAGUUAGAAAAAUGAAAUUUAUUUUGGCGUCAGUCAGAAGAUGUACUUCUGAACUAAAGACAAUGACAUUGUUAUUAAAAUUUUUACCCACCACUAUAAUGAAACUAAA